Rhagoletis pomonella (apple maggot) is the source of this 2117-nucleotide messenger RNA. RefSeq names its product beta-galactosidase. Gene Ontology annotation, cellular component: vacuole. The transcript is spliced from 6 exons. The coding region runs from base 47 to 1996 and encodes 649 amino acids. Gene Ontology annotation, biological process: carbohydrate metabolic process. NCBI's taxonomy places the organism in Eukaryota, Metazoa, Arthropoda, Insecta, Diptera, Tephritidae. The record is from RefSeq and is a predicted model, not a curated record. Gene Ontology annotation, molecular function: beta-galactosidase activity.
AUGGCGACUAACCAGUGCAAUUGCCAGUUGUGUUUAAGAAGCGAUAAUGAGCGCAUUGAAAAAUAAACUUGUAACGAGAUUGAUUCUUGUUUGUUUGCUGGUCAGCUUGGACUCCUGUUGGGCAAAACACUCAAACCGCACCUUCACUAUAGACCAUGAAGCUAAUACUUUUUUAAUGGAUGGCAAACCGUUUCGUUAUGUCUCAGGGUCGUUUCACUAUUUUCGCGCUUUGCCACAGGUAUGGGAAGAACGCUUAAAAACAAUGCAGGCGGCAGGCUUAAAUGCCAUAGAUACCUAUAUUGAAUGGUCACUGCAUAAUCCCCGUGACGGAGUCUACAAUUGGGAAGGCAUUGCAGAUAUCGAGCGCUUUUUAGAGUUAGCACAGAACGCUGGUUUCUAUGUCAUUCUACGACCAGGACCUUAUAUCUGCGCGGAACGUGAUAAUGGCGGCUUACCGCACUGGCUUUUUACAAAGUACCCUGGAAUAAAGAUGCGUACCAGUGACCCUAACUACCAGUUAGAGGUAAGCAAAUGGUAUGCCCAACUUAUGCCUCGGAUGCAAAAGUUCUUCUAUGGCAAUGGUGGCCCGAUCAUAACGGUGCAGGUAGAAAAUGAAUACGGCGCCUUUUAUGCUUGCGAUACCAAACAUUUGAUUUGGCUGAGAGAUCAGACGGAGAAAUAUGUCAAAGGCAAAGCUGUGCUCUUCACAACUGACCAACCCAAUGACGGUUUAAAGUGUGGAAAGAUUGAAGGAGUAUACGCGACCAUCGACUUCGGAAUAGGUUCAAACUUUGAUGACCAAUGGAAAGCAAUGCGUAGUGUCCAACCUACCGGACCAUUAGUAAACUCAGAGUUCUAUCCCGGUUGGUUAACCCACUGGGAAGAGGAAAACCAACGCCGAAAUGCCAAUGAGGUCGCGAAUUCAUUGAGGCUAAUGCUAGAAGCAGGCGCUUGCGUUAAUUUUUACAUGUUCUUCGGUGGCACCAACUUCGGCUUUACAGCUGGUGCCAACAACUACAGCAAAGACUUUGCUGCAGAUAUUACCUCCUACGAUUACGAUGCAGUAAUGGAUGAGGCGGGUAAUGUAACCAAAAAAUUCUGGCUCGUACGCAAAGUAAUAGCAGAUUUUCUGGAAGUGCAACCCGAACAAGAUUGCAAUGGCUGCAUAUCUACACAGCGUCGCUCUUAUGGCAUAGUCAAUCUGCGCCCAAUCGGUAGUUUAUUCUCCCAAUUGGGGCGUACAACAUUGGCACAUGGAAAGCCGGUCAGAGCAGAGCACCCGCUUACAUUUGAGAGUCUCGAUCAAUACUCGGGUUUGGUGUUGUAUGAAACUGAAUUACCGCAUUUAAAAAUCGAUCCCACCGUUCUCACAGUCAACGAAUUGCAUGAUCGCGCUUAUGUGUUUGUAAAUGAGGAAUUAGUGGGCACUUUGUCGCGUAGGAACGGUAUUUCGUCAAUGCCAUUAAGUAAAGGUUUAGGCAGUCGCUUGCAGUUAUUGGUAGAGAAUCAAGGACGCAUCAAUUAUGAGACGCUAAAUGAUACAAAAGGUAUUUUGGGCGCGAUAACAGUGGAGCAUUUGAAUGGCGAAAAGCAGGAGCUCAAAGAUUGGGUGACAACAUCUUUCCCAUUGGAGAGUGAACAAAUUACAACAUUAGUAAAUGCAUACAAGCACCAAAUGAUAACCGAAUUAGCGUCAAAGAGCAAUGUUCUACGUAAUGGACCCGUGGUAUAUUACGGCGAAUUCGAAGUGGAAAAACUGGGCGACACUUAUUUAAACCCCCUUGGUUGGGGCAAAGGCGUGGCUUAUAUCAACGGUUUUAAUUUGGGACGCUAUUGGCCAUUAGUCGGCCCUCAGUUGACGCUAUAUCUGCCUAAGGAUUUACUGCGAAUCGGAGGAAAUACAUUGGUUCUUUUGGAAUACCAGAAAGCUAAUUUAAAUAGGGAGAGUGGAGAAUAUCAAGUGACGCUGGACGAUAGGCCGCAAUUGGACGGCUGAGAGUUUUGGAGGUGUAAAAAGUGAUUCGAUGUUAUUUCAAUCGUUGUUGAACAUUCAAAUCCUUUGUCUGUUUAGAAAUUUAUAUUUCAUUAAAGUAACAAAUAAAAAGCUUUAAUAUUUA